AUGGCGGCUGCCACGAGUAAAACAUGUGAAUUUAGUGUGAUUCCCUUAAAAGUGAAUGAAACGAGUGUAGCUAUUCAUUAUUUAUUUUACAAACAGCAUCGUGUGAGAGAGCAAUUAGAAUCUAAACCAACAGAUCGAACUUUAUUUGUCGUUAAUGUCCCGCCAUACUGUGGCCAUCAAAGUCUAAAAUCCAUUUUUUCGAAAUGCGGUUCCAUAGAGAGAAUUAUCAUUCAUCAAAAACCGACUCUCGGCAAUGAAGAAAAGCCGGAUUCAAAAUAUUUUCCGAAGGAUAAACCGAUUGAAGGAUUUUGUAUUGCUUAUAUCGUGUUUAAAAAGAGUUCUGCUUUAAAAAAGUGUCAUGUCUUAGAAGAAAGUUCUCCCUGUUGUCUCCCAUCAGAUCGACGUUUGAAAGUUGGCAUCGAGAAAUGGUGUACAGAAUAUAAUAAUAAUAUUCCAAACAUUGAAGAAUUACAGAAAGAAAUUGAUGUCUAUAUGCAACAAUACGAUGAAAAAGUUGAAAAAGAAAAGCAAGAAGCAAUAGAAAUGGAAGGUGUUGCUGAUGAAGAAGGUUGGAUAACUGUGUCAAAACAUAGUAAAAAACCAGUGAUAAGAAGGACUGAAGUUAAUGAGAAGAAAAUAACUGCAAAAGAACGGAAAAAGCGUUCCAAGAAAAACUUGCUUAAUUUUUAUACAUUUCAAAUUCGUGAAUCUAAGAUGAAACAUAUUGAAGAAUUACGAAAAAAAUUUGAAGAAGACAAAAGAAGGAUUGAAUUAAUGAAAUCUAAAAGAAAAUUUAAACCCUUUUAAAUUAUUUUGUG
This is a messenger RNA of Centruroides sculpturatus (bark scorpion), 818 nucleotides long. RefSeq names its product ribosomal RNA-processing protein 7 homolog A-like. Gene Ontology annotation, biological process: ribosomal small subunit assembly; rRNA processing. The coding region runs from base 1 to 807 and encodes 268 amino acids. Lineage: Eukaryota; Metazoa; Arthropoda; Arachnida; Scorpiones; Buthidae. Gene Ontology annotation, cellular component: UTP-C complex; CURI complex. The record is from RefSeq and is a predicted model, not a curated record. The transcript has a single exon. Gene Ontology annotation, molecular function: nucleic acid binding.